Molecule: messenger RNA, 1314 nt
Organism: Parnassius mnemosyne (clouded apollo)
Lineage: Eukaryota; Metazoa; Arthropoda; Insecta; Lepidoptera; Papilionidae
Source: the annotation of a GenBank genome assembly
AUGUCUAUCCUUCAUAAUCAUUCUUGCGAGUGCGUUAAGUCAGAAUUGGAUUUGUUUGCACUACCGUCUACACAAACUAGCAUUGAAAAUGGAUUGUGGAUUCAUUAUAAACCAAUUUCAUCUCUUGGUGAUGAUGGACCUAUCGAGUUUCAAGUUCCUGGGACCGGCGAUGACUACAUAGAUUUGUCUCAUACAUUACUCCACAUAAAGGCAAAAGUAUUAAAUCAAGAUUCAACUAACUUGGUAUCUACUACAAUAGUAGCACCUGUAAAUAAUUGGCUGCAUUCACUUUUUAGUCAACUUGAUGUUUAUUUAAACCAAAAACUUGUAUCACCACCUAAUAAUACCUAUGCAUAUCGAGCAUACAUGGAAACCCUUUUAAACUAUGCCCCUGCUGCUAAACAAUCUCAUCUUACUUGUAGUCUUUGGUAUGAGGAUACAGCAGGAAAAAUGGAUUCUACAGAUGGUAAAAACAUAGGAUUUGUUAAAAGACAGGAAUUGAUUAGUGAAAGUAAGGAAAUAGAAAUGAUUGGUCAUCUUCACGGUGACAUUUUUAACCAAGAUAAAUUUUUAAUUAAUGGUGUUGAAAUGGGUGUUAAAUUGGUUCGAUCAAGAGAGAGUUUUAAUUUAAUUGUUGGGUCGAACGAUGUAAAGUUUAAAGUUUGCAUUACGGACGCAACUCUUAUUGUGCGACGAGCACGAAUUAAUCCAAGUGUAUUACUCGCACAUCAAAAAGUUUUAGCUUCUACCACUGCUAAAUAUCCUAUUACUCGAGCUGAAGUAAAAGUUUUAACAAUUCCUUCAGGUGUUCAAGGAAAAACUCUUGAUAAUAUAUUUUUAGGACAGGUACCGAAAAGAUGUAUAAUUGGAUUUGUGAACAAUUCUGCAUUUAAUGGUUCCCUUACUAAAAAUCCAUUUAACUUUGAAAACUAUGGUAUUAAUUCUUUCAGCUUAUAUAUUGAUGGUCAACAAAUACCUUCAAAAGCUUUGCAACCAUCUUUUAAUAAUAGCAUAUUUACAUCAGCAUAUCAUACUCUAUUCUCGGGAACUGGUAUUCACUUUCUUAAUGAAGGAAAUGGAAUCUCUUGUGAACAGUAUGGCAAAGGUUACUGUCUAUUAGCAUUUGACUUAACUCCUGAUUUAUCAGCUAACUCAUCAACUCAUUGGAAUCUCAUAAAGCAUGGUAGUGUAAGAAUAGAAGUACGAUUUGAAUCCUCAUUAAUACAAACAAUUAACUGUAUAGUUUAUGCUGAGUUUGAUAAUAUUAUUGAGAUAGAUAAAAACAGAAAUGUUACUGUAGACUAUAGUAGUUAA